This is a messenger RNA of Penicillium chermesinum, 981 nucleotides long. RefSeq names its product zinc-dependent alcohol dehydrogenase family protein. The record is from RefSeq and is a predicted model, not a curated record. The annotation marks the transcript as partial. The transcript has 3 exons. Gene Ontology annotation, molecular function: oxidoreductase activity. Lineage: Eukaryota; Fungi; Ascomycota; Eurotiomycetes; Eurotiales; Aspergillaceae.
AAACUCGUGUCCGAGAGUUUGCCUCUCCCUCUUCACCCGACCGCAGUCCUGAUCAAAGUCCAUGCGGUGGCAUUGAAUUACCGCGAUGCAAAUAUCGCAAAUGGCGGCAAUCCCUGGCCAGUGAUACCCAAUGGCAUCCCUGGAAAUGACGCUGCAGGAGAGAUUAUCGCGGUAGGCGACCGGGUCUCCCUCGUGGGUAUUGGUGACCGAGUAGCUCCCAUUACGGACUCUGAAUUCGUCACUGCUCGCUCGACCGGAAGGUCGUGGCUUGCAGCAAAUGAAGACGGGACCUUGGCGACCCAUCUCGUGUUCGACGAAAAGCUCGUAACGAAGCUCCCUGCGCAUCUAAACUGGAUACAAGCAAGUAUCAUUCCGUGUGCAGGCACAACGGCUUGGUCGGCGAUCAAAGGGGCUACGGUUGGCCAGACCGUCCUAAUUCAAGGAACUGGUGGGGUCGCCACUUUUGCACUGAAGCUGGCGAGGGUAGCCGGACUGAAGGUGAUCCUGACUUCGUCGAGCGAUGAGAAGCUCAAUGCGAUCCAGAAACGGUUUGGAAAGCCAGAGAUACAGACAAUUAACUACAAGACCCACCCGGACUGGCACGUAGAAGUCCUCAAGCUCACUAAUGACACCGGUGUUGAUCUGGUAGUCGAGAACGGCGGGAGUAGCUCGCUGGUGCAGAGUAUGCAAUGUACUCGGCGGGGCGGUAUUGUCAGCCAGGUGGGAUACCUUGGCGGUUCGAAGCCUGAAGAGCUGAAAGAAUUUAUCCCUACGAUCAUUGACCGCCGACUGAACGUCAGGGGGAUCAAUGCAGGGUCUAAAGACGACCAAGAUGAACUCAUGGCCGCCAUAUCGGCGACUGAAAUGACGUUUGAUGAUAUUAUUGACUCCGUUUGGCCAUUUGAAAAAUCAGAUGAGGCGAUUGAGUUUCUUUGGCAGGGGAAGCAAGUUGGCAAAGUUGUCUUGGAUUUGGGCUCGUGA